This is a messenger RNA of Ixodes scapularis (black-legged tick), 5044 nucleotides long. RefSeq names its product cytochrome P450 315a1, mitochondrial. The transcript has 8 exons. Lineage: Eukaryota; Metazoa; Arthropoda; Arachnida; Ixodida; Ixodidae. Gene Ontology annotation, molecular function: heme binding; oxidoreductase activity, acting on paired donors, with incorporation or reduction of molecular oxygen; iron ion binding. The record is from RefSeq and is a predicted model, not a curated record. The coding region runs from base 62 to 1678 and encodes 538 amino acids.
CAGUUGUCGGACCGCAUUCGGAGCCGGCCCCCACACAGAAGGCGCCGCCGACACCGUCCCCAUGUCGACAGCCGCUCUCGCUAAACGCCUCGCGCGGCAGCUCGCGGCCGGGGUGACGUCCGCCAGCGGCGGCACCCGGCGCCGCAUGCGGUCUACAGAAGCCGCCUCCGCGUGUCCCUUCCACGCCCGCUGGGCUGCCGACGCGGACAAGACCGGCGGCAGACCCGUCCCGAAGGCUGCCGGAGGAAAGCCCUACUCGUCCAUACCGGCGCCGCGAGGUCUUCCGCUGCUGGGAACCGCUCUGGAUGUGGCCCUAGCCGGAGGGGCACCCAAGAUCCACGAGUACUGCGACCGGCGGCACCGCGAGCUUGGGCCCAUUUACAAGGAAACCCUGGGUUCCGUGGAAGCCGUCUUCGUGGCCGAUAGUGCGCUCAUCCAGCAGGUGUACGCGAGCGAGGGCAAGUUUCCCAUGCACAUGGUACCCGAGGCCUGGCUCAUCUACAACGAGGUCAAAGGAAUUCAGCGGGGACUCUUCUUCAUGGAUGGGCCGGAGUGGAUCGAGAGGCGCCGGAGUCUAAACAACGUCUUCCUCAAGCCCAAGACAGUGACGGACCACGUGCCCGUCUUCAACGACGUCAUUGCUGACCUCCUGGACCGGUGGCAGGAGACGCGAGACCACAGCGGCGUCCUAGAAAACCUGGAGCGAGAACUUUACAACUGGUCCAUAGAAUCAUUAGGGACGAUGAUCUUCGGUCGGCGGCUUGGGUGCAUCGCCAGUUCGUCGAGCAUGGAGAACGUGCACGAAUUCGUUCACUGCGUGCAACAGAUCUUCAACGAGUCCGCCAAGAUGUCCAUGAUGUCCCCUCGAGUCGCCUACAAGCUCGGACUCCCCGUCUGGAAACGUUUCGUCAAGGCCGCUGGACGUGCCCUAGAACUCGCCAGGGACUACGUAGAAGAGAACGUGAGGAACAUUGCCAGCGGAACAUCGGCGGGGCAAAGUCACCAAGGCAUCCUUAGUCAGCUCCUGCUCGGCGAGAGAAUCUCCGAAGAGGAACUCGUCCGGAUAGUGACGGAUCUGUUCCUGGCUGCGGCAGACACGACAUCGCACGCCACACAGUGGGCCUUUUACCUGUUGGCCAAGAAUCCCGAACGCCAGGAAAGACUGCUCGAAGAAGUACAGAGCGUCGUGCCUCACAAUCAACACGUUGACGAAGACUGCCUCGCGCGGCUACCCUACGUCAAGGCCGUCAUCCGGGAAGCUCUACGGUUAUAUCCAGUAGCGCCGUUCCUAACGAGAAUCCUCUCCGAAGACAUCGUUCUCAACGGUUACACCGUUCCUGCGGGGAAACUCAUCCUGAUGUCGCUCUACACCACCGGGAGGGACGAACGUCAGUUCACCGAGCCCAACGAAUUCCGGCCAGAGCGGUGGCUCCGACACGGAGACCGGGCGAGUCAGAGCAGCAACUCGUGGGCGUGCUUACCUUUCGGGCUGGGCGCCCGGUCCUGCAUCGGACGAAGGGUCGCCGAGGUGCAGAUGCAGUCCCUCAUUGCCAGGACGGUGCAGAAGUUCCACCUGUCGCCCAUCACCGACCGAGAUAUCCCUAUAAAAAUGAGACUCAUCACCACCCCGGAGGAACCCGUCUCCCUGCGGCUGACCCCGCGGGAAGGCACAGUGUGAACGAGAGGUCAACGACACUAGGAACUCCUUUGGGACGGAGCGCACCGCCUCGGAGCGCACAUCACUCGUUUGGCCCACGAACAUCAGCCGGCGCAUGGACGUGCCGUUCUGGCACCGGACGCAUCGCUCCUGGACCGAGCAUCGGGUGCAGCCCAAGGCCCACAAGACCGUAGCCUACAACUUCUGCUGGACGGAACUUGCGAAAGAAGGCCUCCCUUCGCGGAGAAGACUCUCCACACUUGGCUGUUGCCUUCAAGCUUACUCGAUGACCACAGGGAACCGUCUCUGUUUGGACCCGGUUGGACUGCGGUGACCAUUAAGCUCCUCCCCGUAUUUAGGCUUUGUAGAAAACAGAAAGUGAUCUGCACCUUACCUGUACAUUUAAUAUAACGACGGUUUUUUAGGUUAUGUAUUUCCAAAGGGCUGGAGUUACUACACCUGGACGUUGGUGCUUGGCUUGCUUUUGUCCAAGACCUUAGCGGUAUGCAUGGUUAACGGCACUUAGGAGUGAAAUACUACCACACUUUAAUUCGGAAAGUACCGGAUAACACGGGCCUGUUCGUUCCCGAAAGCGAAUACUUAAUCAUCUUGGUACCGGUUGGUUUGGCUCUGGUCAUCAUUCAAACUCCUCCGCUUCGCUCCACAUGGUGCACGCUUACUUCAGUGUGCAAGCUUGUGUAGGACGGUGCUCCUGGAGUUACAAUACUUUGACGCUGCGAACUUGGCUACAGGACACAAGCAGAAAUGCAUUGGUACAUGAAAUAGGUACAGCGUGGACAAAAACGACCCCGAGUAUACGCUCCAUUCGAUGAUUCAGGAAAUCAGCAAGCGGGGCGAACCACGGAAAAUGGAAAGCUCAUCAUACCUCAUAAGUUCCCGGUGCUCAUCUCAACCACGGGCAAGCUCGCUCAUGUGUGUAGCCGGUAACUUCCUGCGAUUUGAGACGAACAAAGGUUAACAUAUUAUUUGAUGAAGUCAGUAGUUGGUCGCUUGAGCGAUUGGGUACUUACUCUAUACUCUGUGGACGAGAGCUCGAAAGUUCCGCUUUCCUCGAUGUAUAGUUUGUCUCGUCAGGUCGGACAAUUAUUGUUUUUCCACUUUUUUAGGACUUGUUUUCUUUAAAGGUGGCAGUACUAGUCUCCCCUCUACAUUCUUUUCUUGAGUACUAGAUGGGACCCUAUCAAUGCAAAAUGCCCCCCAAACAGUUAAACUCUCCUACCGCCCUCUCGCGCCUUGCGAUAGCGUCCCUCCCCCCUGCCGAACUCCAUAGUUUACUCCCCCGCGCUGAUGUGGCCGCCUUGACGAAGUGUAGUCCCACUUCACGACCUCACUAAUAACGUUGGAGCAACAAGAAUCUGCCUUGGAUCUCUCUCAGUGUCAGCAAGUUUUUCGUUCUCUCACACACAUUUAACGAGAUGUGCGCCCCCAACCCAUCUCACGUCGCCUCCGAUUAGUUAACCCUCGCCGCGCAACAAUAAAAAAAGAAAAAAAGAAAAAACGAUGAAAGCCGCAGAAAAUUGUGUCGGCGUAGUACAGUUGUUCAAGAAGACCGGUAAUAACGACACCUGGACCUGCCAUUCGCUCGGCUUGUUUCUCUUCACAUGCGGUAGGUCAAUCAUUCUAUGUAAAACAGUAGCUUCUGAGAGAAAAAAAAAAAAGAGAGUCGUGAGCAUGCAUGCGGAGCGCAAUGUCGUCUGCCUCUUGCGCAGGGCUUGCGGUGAUGUCAAAACACAGAGUUCUGAUUGUUUUUUAUCGGAAGGAUAGUGGGUAGACAUCAAUACUAGCAGCCUUGACGUCUACCCACUAUCCUUCCAAUCGAGCCAAUCAGAACUCUGCAGCGUUCUGACGUCACCGCAACGUUUGCGCAAGAAGUAGGCGACUUGCUCCCCGCUUAUGAUCACUACUGCAAGCAUGCACGCCAUUCAGUGAGAUGAAGUCCCCCUCCGGUUAGUGAAGAACAACAACUCCGGUUAAACAGGCUUCGCGACGCAGAAAAAAAGACCGGCUGGCACCGAAUUUCAGAUAACGAGUCUUGUUGUUUCUCUCACUGCGAUCCGCCGAGAAAUACUCGCAUUCAGAAUGCUUACGCUUAGGAAUCUGUGUGACGUCAGUCGUGAUUUUAACGCUCCCUUCCAACUGUCCAAUCAAAUAUUUAUUUGUCUUCCUCGACAGGAGAGGAGUUUUGAUCUCGCUCGCAUUAGGAAAGACGAAAUACAACAAAUGCGAACACAAAAUGCGUCUCUGUCGUUCAUCUAUGUGUUCACUGAGUUCUGUCUUUGUAUAGCCUAGGAUUUUUUAGUUAUAUUAAUGACCGUUCGACUUUGCCUCUCUCUCUCUCUCUCUUUCUCUCAGAACGAGAAGGAAAGCGAAGUAUCAUCCAAUGCGAUACCCGUGUGCUCAUGGAGCCAUUCAUCGCGGACGACUGCAUUUGUCGUGCGCGCUUGCGCGUACGCUUGUCUAGUUCUUAGGUUUCGUCUCUCUCGCAUUUAAAUUCUUUACUUUCGCCAUCACCUCGCGUUUUUAAUUUCUCUUCAAAUUUCAUUUAUUAUAGUUUUUUCGUUAUCACCGGACGGAAAGGUACCGAGAAAAUACACGAACACCCACACACUCAUCAAAUAUCGUUCUAUUUAUCUUCCCACGUUCAUGUCUAGAGUUGAGCAUAUAGACCAUCCUUCACAAGCCGCGCUCUUUCAUAGACUAACCCGAACCGAGGCAGGCUCGAUGAUGCAGAUAUUCUUGGCAGAAACCCACCGAGAUUUUUUUUCCCUGUUAGUAUUCUACUUUCAUCCAGACUUGUCACUGUCGCUCAUCCUCAACGCCCUUUUACGGUAGCCACUACAAUCGAAGUGAGUGAGCAUUGCGCAAUGACCCGCUCAUUGGACGCUGGCUGCCACGUGUCACAUGAUGGUCAUGUUUGGUACGAUAUUAUUUUCACGUAGACCGCUUGUGUUUAUAUGAUUACAAAGAGACGCGACAUAGAACUGGUGUGAGAAAGCAACAACGAGGGAACACUGACUGUAUUCUUUUGUGCGCAAUGGUCAUUGUUUUCUAGUAAUUUUAUGUAUACCUGCAGUGUGUUUUUAAAUGCGUCGUGUGCAAUCAUUUUUCCCGUUUUGUAUUCCGCGUGAAAGGAGAUACUGUGAUGUGUAUAGAAUAUUGCGAAGCAAAACUCUGCAUAGCUACGAUACUAGACAUCUUUUUUACGAGGUACAAUAUAUAUACGCUCCGGAACCAUGUCUCUGCCAGUGUGAAGAGCUGCCUGCUCCGCGCACGCGAGUGUGCGAGACAGGCUUUAAGGGCAAUAUAAGAAUAUUAGGCACGUUCGGAGUAAUGGAAUGAAAAUAAACACAUUUUGCAUCACCUUUA